Molecule: messenger RNA, 3180 nt
Organism: Scedosporium apiospermum
Lineage: Eukaryota; Fungi; Ascomycota; Sordariomycetes; Microascales; Microascaceae
Product: putative ATP-dependent permease
Exons: 5
Coding region: 1-3180 (1059 amino acids)
Cellular component (GO): membrane
Molecular function (GO): ABC-type transporter activity; ATP hydrolysis activity; ATP binding
Source: RefSeq, a predicted model, not a curated record
AUGGCUCCUCCCUACCCCAGGAGCUUCCUUCUGGGGGCUCUUGCUGUGCUCUCAUCGCUCUCCGCGAUGGCGAGCGCACAGAGCAACUAUACCCAGGCCGAUAUGCUACGGGCUCACCUCACCCUUCUAGGUGAUCGCCCUCCCGAAUGUCCUCCAUGCUUCAACUGUUUGCUACCCGCCCACACCUGCACCCAGUAUGCCUCGUGUAACGAAUUCAACGGCAAAUGCGACUGUCCGGAAGGCUUUGGUGGAGAUGACUGCCUUGAGCCUCUCUGCGGCUCUCUUGCUCGGGGCAGGGACCGACCGAUGCGAUCUGGCGAUAAGUGCGAGUGCGACGAAGGCUGGACCGGAAUCAACUGCAACGUCUGCACCAGUAACCAAGCUUGCGAUGCGCUGAUGCCGACCGGGGAUUCUGGUGUCUGCUAUCAAAACGGAGAGGUUGUGAAACACAACUACCAGAUUUGCGACGUUGUGAACAAGAAGAUUACCAGCUUGCUCGGCGACAAGAAGCCUCAGGUCACCUUCACUUGCAAGAAAGAGGACGCUACCUGCCAGUUCCAAUUUUGGGUCGAUGAGCGAGAAUCCUUUUACUGCGACCUCGACAGUUGCCGGUCCUCUGCCGAGUACACCGAGAGCCAAAACAGUACCUCUUACAAGUGCGACAAUGUCAAAUGCAGCUGCAUUCCGGAUCGCAUGCUUUGUGGCCAAGACGGCUCCGUAGAUAUUACAGACUUCUUGAAGGAAUCCAUCCGUGGCCCUGCCAAGUUCGAGUGCGAGCAGGAGCUAGGCAAUCCAAACAACUGUCAAUUCAGGGAGCCGCAGAUGGAUGACCUGAUUUCUGCUCUCAUCGGCGACUCGAGUAUCCUCUUGACCUGUCGCUCUGGAGAGUGUCUCUAUCACACCGAAGUCCCCGGCUACGAGCGACCCGUCAAGCGUAUCAAUACUCCCCUCAUCGCCGGUGUCAUCGCUCUCUGUUCUUUGUUCCUCGUUGCCGUCAUCCUCUUGACUUGGUAUCUCUCCCGGCGCCAGUUCAAGUACGGCCCGAUCCAUCUGGACGACUCCGAUGACGAGAAUGCUAAGCUCAUGACCGACCACAAGCCGGCUUCUCUCUACUUUAAGGGUGUUUCGUACUCUCUCAACGGGAAGCAGAUCCUAAGCGGGAUCGGCGGCUUGGCUCGUCCGGGAGAGAUUACGGCGAUCAUGGGCGCGUCUGGAGCUGGCAAGACAACCUUCCUCGAUAUCUUGGCUAGGAAGAACAAGCGCGGUCUAGUUUCUGGCGACUUCUACGUCAACGGUGAAAAGGUCAAUGACUCCGAUUACAAGAGCUUCAUCGGCUUCGUUGACCAAGAAGAUACCAUGCUUCCUACCCUCACUGUUCACGAGACUAUCCUGACCAGCGCUCUGCUGCGCCUGCCACGCAACAUGAGCAGGGCCGCCAAAGAACAGAGGGUUGUCGAGGUCGAGAAACAGCUUGGUAUCCACCACAUCCGAGAUUCUUUGAUCGGCUCUGAGGAAGGCAAGGGUCGCGGCAUUUCUGGAGGCGAGAAGCGACGAGUUGGAAUUGCCUGCGAGCUUGUGACGAGUCCCUCCAUCCUGUUCCUCGAUGAGCCAACCAGCGGGCUUGAUGCCUUCAACGCUUACAAUGUUAUCGAGUGUCUAGUAACAUUGGCGAAGACCUAUAAGAGAACUGUCAUAUUCACCAUCCAUCAGCCGCGGUCUAACAUUGUCGCCCUGUUCGACAGACUCAUCCUCCUCGCCCGUGGGGAGACGGUUUACUCUGGCCCUUUCCACCACUGCCAGGAUUACUUCGACAGCAUCGGCUAUUCGUGCCCGCCUGGAUUCAAUAUUGCUGACUAUCUCGUUGAUCUUACUAUGCACGCUGGCGCGACAACGGAGAUCGACGAUGGGACGGUGAUUCCUGACAGUGCUAGUGUUGGCCCCAGCAGCACACGCGCUAUCAAGUCCGUUGCGAGCGCCUCCAUCAUGAGCGGUAAUGAUGAUGGCAACAACCCCCCAUCGACACCGUCGCGACCGAAGAGUAAGCGCCAUGAUUCUGUUCGCAAGCAACAGGAGCGAGAGCUAUUUACCCGCCGAAGACAGACGAUCGAUACCGCGGCUUCCUCCGACGCUGGGGUGGAAGAUGCGGGGUCAUUUAGACUCCAAAAACAGGCACAUCCGGAGCACGAUGAUCUUCAUGACCUGCCCCCGGCGGCCCUUACGGGCACUGCUCUUGACGAAAUCGUCCAAGCCUUUGCGGAAUCUGCUAUAGCCAACUCUACCAAUGACGAAAUCUCCCAGGCUGUCGAGGCAGCCCAGAUUGCCAACGGCGCCAACUCGAAUGGGUACUCCGUCGAUGGGCCUAACAUUGGCGUUGGGGCCAUGGGCAAGGGAUACAUUCGUGUCGGCUAUCUCACGCAGUUCGCUAUUUUGUCUCAGAGGACCUGGAGAAAUCUGUACCGCAACCCUAUGCUGAUGCUUACACAUUAUGCAAUCGCGAUCCUGCUAGCGGUGCUUUCCGGGUACCUGUUCUACGGCAUCACCGACGACAUUGCCGGUUUCCAGAACCGCUUGGUCUUUGCCAGCGAAAGACUCCUUUUUGUCCGAGAACGAGCCAACGGUUACUACGCUCCCAUCACGUACUUUACCUCCAAGGUUCUCUUUGACAUCAUCCCGCUCCGCAUCAUUCCUCCUCUUCUUAUGGGUGCUAUUAUCUACCCUAUGACGGGUCUCGUGGCCGACUUUGAGCACUUCUACAAGUUUAUUCUCAUCCUCAUUCUCUUCAAUCUCGCGGCGGCAGCCAUCUGCCUCUUCAUCGGCAUUGUCUGCAAAGACCACGGCGUUGCUAACCUUAUUGGUUCCCUCGUUAUGCUGUUCAGUCUGCUCUUCGCCGGUCUUCUUUUGAACCAUAAUGCCAUCCCCAAGACCGCCGUGUGGCUCCAGACCCUGUCGAUCUUCCACUACGCCUUCGAGUCUCUCAUCGUCAAUGAGGUUGUGCAUCUUACUCUAAUAGACAACAAGUACGGCAUCAACAUUACGGUGCCCGGUGCUGCUAUCCUUAGUUCGUUUGGUUUCGACAAUGGCGCUCUGUGGAGUGACAUUUUCCGCCUUGGCGUAUUUGGAGUUGUCUUUAUCAUUCUAGCAUAUGUCGCUAUGCAUGUUCUCCUCGUUGAGAGGCGGUAA